This is a messenger RNA of Vombatus ursinus (common wombat), 2784 nucleotides long. RefSeq names its product carboxypeptidase N subunit 2 (gene CPN2). The record is from RefSeq and is a predicted model, not a curated record. Gene Ontology annotation, molecular function: protein binding. NCBI's taxonomy places the organism in Eukaryota, Metazoa, Chordata, Mammalia, Diprotodontia, Vombatidae. The transcript has 2 exons. Bases 291 to 1916 code for a protein of 541 amino acids.
GUUCACCUCGAGGCCAGGCAGGAGGGGCUGCAGCCUCAUUGGCUCGUGUCCCUCCUCUCACGCAUGGAUCCAGGGAUGUGUUGGGAGCAUCAGGAGGGCGCAGGGUGGCGCCUGAGGUUUAGGACUAGAAUCAUUGACCCACUGGCUCUUGGCUCAGGGAUGGGGGCUGGCACAGGGGAUGGUAAACAUUGACUCGCUGACGAACAUGCAGUUCCUAGCUCCCUGGUCACAAGGAGGAAGAACUCAUGGUCCAUUCUCGCUGGGCCUGACUCCUUCCCACAUGCAGGACGAUGCUUCUGGGCCUCACCCUGCUGCUCCUGGCCAGGCUGACCCAGGCCUGCCCUGUGGGCUGUGACUGCUUCAAUCGGGAGGUGGUGUGCACCGCCGAGGACAUGGAUGACAUACCUCGGGACAUCCCCAAGGAUGCCACUGAGAUCAUCUUCGUGGAGACCUCAAUGCUGACCCUGCAGCCCUGGGCCUUCAGCAACGCCAGCAGCUUGUCCAAGGUGGUCUUCCUCAACACCAAGAUUCAGUCUUUGCAGGCAGAGGCCUUCGGCGGGCUGCCGGGGCUCACAGACCUGGAGAUCACCGGCAGCCCCCUGGGGGGUCUUCGUGGGGAGGCCUUCAGGAACCUGACUAGACUCCGCAAACUCACGCUCAACUUCAACACUCUUAGAGCCCUGCCAGCCGACCUCUUCCAGGGCCUGGACACCUUGGAGUCCCUUCACUUGCAAGGGAACCAGCUGCAGACGCUGCCCCCGGCCAUCUUCCAGCCCCUUGAGGCUUUGCGCCUCCUCAACCUUGCCCAGAACCUCCUGGGGCAGAUCUCUGAGAAGCUCCUGGGUCCCCUGGCCAGCCUCCGGACCCUGAAGCUGAGCGACAACCUCCUGGCCACGCUCCCCCGUCUGGCCUUCUGGGGCCUGGGCAACCUGCAGGAGCUGUUUCUGGAUGGCAACAGGCUCUCGGAGCUUCCCCAGGGCGUGUUCUUGGGGCUGGGGGCCCUGCAGAAGCUCUGGCUGCAGCAUAACGCCAUCGACCACCUCCCCCCCACCAUCUUCUCUUCCCUGGGCAACCUGACGUUCCUGAACCUGCAAGGGAACAUGCUCCGGGUGCUCCCCAGCGGCCUCUUCGAGCAGACGCCCAACCUGGUCAGGCUGUGCGUGUCCAACAACCGGCUGGAGAACGUCUCUGCGGGCACGUUCACAAACUCCCCCAAGCUCAGCGUCAUCACCCUGUCGCACAACAGCCUCAGCAGCCUUCCGCCCGGGGUCUUCGACCGCGUGCCCAGGCUCACCAAGCUCUACCUGGGCAGCAACAACCUGACGGCCCUGGACAGGCAGCUCUUCCAGAACCUGACCCACCUGGAGCUGCUGAGCCUCGCCGACAAUUCGCUGACCACCCUCCCCGACGGCAUUUUUGACAAUAACUUCGAGCUUUUCAACCUGGCCCUGCACGGCAACCCCUGGGCGUGUGACUGCCGCCUGGCUUACCUCCUAAACUGGCUCCGAGAGUACAUCGACCGCUUCUUCAACCUUCAGACCUACUGCGCCAGCCCCCAGUACUUAAAGGGCCAGGUGCUGCCGGCGUUGCAGGAGGAGCAGCUGGUGUGCCCGGCGCCCCUGGAGCCCUACGGGGUCCGACGUUUUCUGGCGGAGAAGGAGGAGUCAGGCAGCAGCUGGGACUUGCCGGAGGAGGAUCGAUCCCCCACCAGAUGCACCUACAGCAACCUGGACGGGACGGUGGUGCUUGCGUGCGACCAGGAGGUCUGUCGAUGGCUCCGCGUGCAGCUCUCUCCCAGGCAGACCUCCUGCACCCCGGGCCUAACUUUCAACGCCACUCAGGAAUGGGUCUUGAAAUCAAGUUGCGGCUCAGUCCAAGUCACUGUCUCCAUUAAUGCCCUGGGUGGAGGGAGCUAGAGAGAGGCCAGAGACGGUCCCAGGCUGAAGCUCUGGAGAGCUCCUCCAGCCCAAUGAGUGUUCCCUAAGAAACCAAGAAAUAAAGGGUACUAGUGAUGAUUUCCCAAGGUAAAGUGUGCCAUGCUUGGAGGGAUCUCACUUGGACGCUGGGUCAGGCCAGUGACUGGUCCCCCCCCCCCCCCCCCCCCCCCAGGGGUUCUUUGUCCCUCUUCCUCCCUUUCUCCCCUUGGGGCUCUUCCUUGCAGGCCUUCUGAGCCUCACAGGGAUGCACCGUCCUUGUGUUCUGAGCCAUACCAUUAAUGCUGGCUCAGUGUCAGUGUCUGUGAGCCCAUCCCCAAGCUUUCUUAUGGUCAUUUAGUAAUUAAAGUCACAGCCCAGUGAUGGGGAUGUGAUCUGAACCCUUUAAAGGAAAAGACCAUGUCUUUGGGAUCUGGACCCCAAAAACGAAAAGCCCCUGGACUUUUCCACGUGGCCCAGGUUGCCUGGGGCACCCAGCCCUUCCCAGUUAGUCAUUGCCUUUUCAUUGUGGCCCUCUUUGUCUGCACCCGGCCCCACCCUAGACCCCUUCCACAGGCCCUGGUCCCUGGAGUUUGCCUGGGGCACUUGGCCCUUCCGGAUCCUUCUCUGUUACCUCCCAGGCACCCAAGCUAUUGGCCACUCUCAGACCACAUCCAGAUCUCCCCACAGCCUCUGUGUAGAAGUGUCCAUCUUGCCCUAUUAGGUGGCUUAGACACCUCAAGAGCCUAGCUGGGUUGUAGUCCCAUUACAAAGGCUCAGAUUCUUAAAAUCUGGUCAGUAGCUCAGAUUUUUGGAAUCUCACCCCCCCCCCCCCCACCGGUGUUCUAAUAAACCUUGUCUUGGACUGAAA